Glossina fuscipes is the source of this 4698-nucleotide messenger RNA. Its product is annotated as probable serine/threonine-protein kinase cdc7. Lineage: Eukaryota; Metazoa; Arthropoda; Insecta; Diptera; Glossinidae. Gene Ontology annotation, biological process: hemocyte migration. The transcript is spliced from 5 exons. The record is from RefSeq and is a predicted model, not a curated record. Gene Ontology annotation, molecular function: growth factor activity. Bases 1662 to 4373 code for a protein of 903 amino acids. Gene Ontology annotation, cellular component: membrane.
UCUCUUCAAGCGGUUAAGAUGUGUGAAUUUUUGUCGGAAAAUAAUAUACGUAACUUCUUUCAAAGUGUAUGGUAUACGUUUCAAUUCCAUAUUAACACGUAUACGGUAACAGGCAGAAUGAAUAAAAGUAAUAAAUGAAUGAAUUAAAUAAGAAUUUUUGAAUAACAAUAAACAUUAAUUUAUUGCAUUUUAUGUAAAGUAAGAAAGAAUUAAUUAAAAACCUCUGAGCGCGAAAAGCAGAUGUAUGCGUGCGUUUCAAAUAACUUAUAGAAAAAAAUCGCUAUUAUAAAAACGCCUAAACGUUGUUUACGGCGAACACUUAGUUAGUGAGUGCACGCGUAACAGUGAUUUAGGGAUUUCCUUCGCCAGCAGUUCACUAGUUACGAUUUAAAAUGUUCGAACUGUGCGGUUAUUUAGCAACGCAUGUAUAGUGUAUUGUGCUUCAAAAAAAAAAAAAAAUACAAGUGAAAAGUUGGGCCUUUGGCAAAAAUAAAAAUAAAUACAUAAAAGAUUAUUACAAUUUCUGUUCUGCAUGAAUAUUCGUAAAGUUGUACGUAAUUGAUAUUAGAUAAGAGCUUCAGAGCUCUAGAAUAGAUCGCAGUGAUGCAAAAAGAGAAGGAAUAAAUUCGAAGUAUUAAUGAGUGAUAUGAAAAGAGAAUUUCGUUUGAUAAAAAAUGUUCUAAGAUAAUUAAUUAAUGAUAAUAAUAAUAAUAUUAAAAUAAAAAGAUGCCAUUAAAAAUAUGUUAACGGCGUUGGUGUUACUUAGCGCCCGAAAAUUUGCUUAACAUUUAAUGGUGAUUUAAAAAGCAAGCAAACGGAAACAAGGUGCGCGUCUCGUUAGCCUCUUAACCACAGACACAUUCUCUAAAGCUUGCUUGUAUUAAUUAUUGUAAACUGUCAACUUACUUCUUGGAUUUGUGACAAAUAGUGCCUCAGUUAUUCACGAUUUCUUUAAGAUUGUUGCUUUUGCCGGUUUUUUUGUUUUUCUUUUUUUUUUUUUGGAGUCUCGCGGCUAUUGUGCGCGUUUUCAUUUUGGCAUCGAGAAACACUUGUCAUUUCGUCGACGUUAUCGUCGCGGCCGUCGCUGCUACUAAAUAAUUUUUGUGUGUGAGAAAAUUUUUUUUUUUUUACGUACGUGGUCGUAUGUUCGUUGGCGAUUGCAAAUGUGUGUGCGGUUAUAAUGUUUACCUUUUGAGAAAAUUUAAGAUUUUGCAAUAACUUUUUUUACGAGCUUAUUGAUAGGCGCAUACUUUGUGGAGGAGUGUGUAAACUGAAGAAAUCAAACUAGAUAAAAAAAAAAGAAGCAAAAAUAUAAGAAAUAUAUAUAUAUAUAUAUAUAUAAAUAUAUAAAUAUAUGCAUAUACAUGUAUAUAUUUAUAUAGAGAUACAUAAGUAAAAAUGCUUAUAUCGGUAUGUAUUAGAAAUUUGACAUCAGUGUGCGUUGAACUUAUAAAAGGUUCAGUGAAGCUCACAAUGUAAAUGAUGAGCUCAUAAAUUUUCAUUAAAUCGUAAAAAAAACUAAACGUAACCAGUGUAAGAGGGCAAAAAAAUUCUUGAGAAGCAAAGAAGCAAAAAAAAAAAAAAAAAAAAAUAAGAAAAGAAUUCACAGCGACACUUUUCACAGCACAUUGAAACUGUACAAGUAAUAAAAAACGACGAAUAUGGCAAACGCCCAGAAUUCUAUUAGGCGUAUAUGUACAACAACACUACCACGACGAUUUGUGGUUGAUGAUGAUGACGAUGAUCGCAUUAAAACACGCAAGAGAAGGAGGUGGCAUUCUAACACGCCAUUCUAUGGAUCGACAAAGUUUAUGCUGUUUGUGCUAUUGCUGUUUUCAGGCUGUAUGAUGUUUUUAUGGUCUCCAGUUGCUGCUGAGGUGAACUCAAGUGCGAACGAUGACAAUGAGAACAGCGACCAUAACUAUGAAGUUGAUGAUGUUGGUGGCAAUAAUAAAAAUAACAAAAACAAUACAAGCAAUAACAACAAGCACAACAACAUCAAUGACCAUGACCAUGAUCUUGACAAAGCUAUAUUAGACACUUCUGCCGCCGUUCAUGGCAAUGGUGUGAGUGCAGAAGAAGGUGAUAGGAAUAGUGCUAAUGAUUUUCAUGGUGCCACAAUUGGUAAGACAGAAGUCCUAGAAAUGCGGCAACAUCAUGCUUUGCGACAUCAAGAGCACUAUAAGCAACGUAUAGAGCAAGCGGUUAAUGACUUUAAACGUCUUACUGAAGAUGCAUCAUCAUCAUCAUCAUCAUCAUCAUCAUCAUCAUCAUCGUCAUCUUCAUCACCAGCAUUAACCAGUAAUAGCAGACGUUUGCGUUACCAGCAGAUACAAGCAGCCUUGCAAGAGUCGUCUCCAACUCAUCAUAGACGUCACGAACAACAUUUGUUACAACAAGAGCAAUUGCAUGUGCCAUUAAGUAAAUACGAUCAUCAUAUAAGGCAUGAGAAUCAUCACCAACAGCAACGUCUUUGGCCACUAAUGCGUCAUCAACGAUAUCAACGUUGGAAUUCUCUUUAUCCUAAAACAACAAUUGUAAACUUCACGGAAACUAAUACAGCAACAGCAACAGCAACAACAACAACAACAAAAACUCAACUAAUGCCUUCUGUUAAACCGCACUCUGGCAUUGAACUUGACGUCGUUGUUAAUGAUGACGACGAUAAUGAUAAUAACGAUGAUAUUAUUAGAAAUGAAAAUAAAACUUCUCAACGUUUAUUUGAUCGUGAGAGUUUAUAUGUUAAACACUCUCUGCCAUCGUGGACACCAACCACAAAUGCUCCGCACUUAAGACAUAGUAAUCAUAAGAAGGCUGAGUUUCUAAAGAAGCAUUUAAUCAGCGAGAAAGAACAACAGCUUGAGAAGACCCCGGAUGAGUCACAAUUAAGAUUUUCCUUGCCUUUAAAUAUUUUGGAUAAUGAUGAAAAUAAUUUGGAAGAUUUGAAAAGUAAAGUUUUUAAUGAGAAUUCGCAUAAUGAAGAGCAUAACGACAACGAUAAUAAUAAUAGCGAUGAUGCUGACUAUUCAUACGAAGAUUCGGGUGAAGAGCAGCAAAAAAAAAGUGUUAAAAAAUAUUUAAAAUCUGUACCAGAAUCUAAAAAAAUAUCUGUUAAACGUUAUACAAAUCCUUUAAGAGAUUUGUACCGUUCAUCUAACCACCCAAGAUACAACUUUAAGCAACAACAACAACAUAGCCAUUUGGAGGAUAACUUUGGUGAAGAGAGUAAUAACGAUAACAAUAAAAACAAUAGUGAAGGUGAAGACAGUGAAAAUAAUCGCAUUGAUAGCAGCAGCAGCGGCAGCGAUAAAGACAUUGAAGAUGACAGCGAAGAUAAUGACGAUGAUAGUAAAUUUUCUGAUGAGAAAUGGAAUAAAAUAGAACAUGAACAUUAUCGUAAACAAUUGCAACAUCAGCGAGCAAUGCAAGCAUUACGAACAAGACAUUCAAGUGGUUUUAACGUUAACACUAAAAAUGUAAAUCCAGUUAAUAAUAAUAAUAACAAAUUUCCAAUAUCGCAAGCAUCCUCCUACACGUCCUCCUCCGCAUACAACACGGCAGCCAAACGUCAAAUACUUGAUGAUGACGAUUCUGAUAUUUAUUCGCGUUAUUAUGUACCCGGCUCAGUAACUCGGGCCAAGCAAGAAGAACUAGGUUCACCUAGCGCAGUUCUGGAAUCACGACGUGCUCACGCUAUCAAACAACGUCAACAUAAGGCUUUGGCUAGUGCUCAUCACCGUCGCAUUGUCGGCGAAGCCAUAUGCCGCUUGCCGCAGCCGCGUGUCGAACGUAUACGUCGGGAUCCAUGGAAAAUCUAUACGCCUCAUUGCACGGUACUACAUCGUUGUGCUGACGAUACUGGUUGCUGUCCCAGCGAACGUCAAACAUGUGCACCGAAACGUACCAAAACCGUAGAUUUAUAUUUCUUCGUCAUAAGCCUGAAUGAAACGCAGGGCAGUAUUGAACGUUUAACUUUUAUCAAUCAUACCGAAUGUCAUUGCGUGGAAAAGUCAAAGCAACGUGCACCCGAAUAUGCUAUAGACUAUCAUCAGUUAUAUGGCGGCGGUUUAGAAGGUAUAACCAAUAAUCAAUUUCCUUAUUUGCGUCGCGCCACUGUCCUAAAUUGCAAUUGUCCCAACUUAUUCGAGAAGAUAUUGCAAGAAGACGGUUAUUGCCGUUGCGAUUGUUCUUCGGGUAACACGGGCUGUGACUGGCUAAAACGGGGAAUGGAACAUUUUUCGAUGAAUGAUCGGAAAUGCAUUCUUGAGGGACGUUGCAAAUUACCGACCUGUGAGUAUGGGGCGUACAUUAAAAGACAUGGACGUUGCCCUCGUCGUGAGGAGCGGCAACUAUCGGCAGAUGUAGAUUGGUGAGCAGGCGUCGAAACUGACUUUAAUAUUGUUGCCAUAUGGCCUGUGACUGAAUGUUUAUGUUAAGCAGUUAGCUCUAAUCAAGUGGUAGCGCAAAGACCAUUAAUUCUAAUGAAUAAUGAAAAUUAAAACAUUUUAUCGCAAUUACAUAUAUACAUCUACAAAUAACAAUGUAAUUUAAUAUCAAACAGCAAAUCGAACAACACAUAAAUCAAGUAUUAAAAGUAAUUUAUUAUUAGAAUUUUAAUUAAAGAGAAAUUUGGGCAAAACGAAGAUGAGAUUUGCAGACAAAGUAGAAAAACCAGUAAAAAAAGCAAAAAAAAAAAAA